Arabidopsis lyrata subsp. lyrata is the source of this 807-nucleotide messenger RNA. RefSeq lists its product as uncharacterized. The record is from RefSeq and is a predicted model, not a curated record. Lineage: Eukaryota; Viridiplantae; Streptophyta; Magnoliopsida; Brassicales; Brassicaceae.
AUGAUUUGCUACAUUCCAUAUAAAUUGGGUAUAGACGUUCCAGGAGUUCCUUUUUACCUUAGAAGAGAUCCACUUAAAGAUUGAGAAAGCAGCUCUCACCAAUCUGCACAUGCAAAACCAAAUGUUGAUACAUUACUAUUCCAUACAUAGAUUAGUAAAAUUGGAUCCUCAAACCGCAAGAGAAAUCUAAAGGAUAUCACAAAAACAAAAAAAAAAAAAUGUAAUAUCUGUAAAAUCAAAUCAAAUUGCAGGUUAAGAGAAGAGAUACACGGAAUCAGACUAACCGAGGAGCUAAUAGAAACGCGUCAGCUCAAGAAUUUCGAAAAUGGGUCACGAGAUCCCACUGAAAUUCGAGAGAAAACAGUCGGAAAAAGCCGGCAUGUGAGGCCGAUUAAGAAGAAGAUGUACGCUAGGGCAAGGGAGAGUGAAAGCGAAAUGGAGGAGAGAGCAAGUGAGGAGGAUUAAGUGAGGAUGCGAGAGGGUUUUAUAUAAGUAAUGUAAGCGAAGAAUGAGACUAAUUUAUAACUUAAGUAUCGAUUAGUGCGUUAAUCAGAUUUCAUUAGAUUAUAUAAUUUGAAUUGGGGACAUGUGCGUGCGGGCUUCCAUUUCUCGCAUAGAGCCGCUGUUGAAGCCGCUCAUGCGAAAAUACUAGUUUUAAACAAAAUUAACUCUUCCUACCAACAUUAGUUCUUUCUGUUUUUUUUUGCCGGUAAUUAACUCUUGUUCUCUAUGCAAUGAAUUGAGUUUGUUAUUUUUGUUGAAUACUAAGUUUAGUUGUCAUAAAGUGAAAAUACUCUUUUUUUAAAU